AUGCUGCUGCGGGGCUCCCUGGAGGUGAGGGAGGAUGUGAGGGAGGAUGUGAGGGAGGCGGUGAGGGAGGAGGGGCUGUUCGGCGACCCCCACCUGAGGACCUUUAAGGACAGCUUCCAGACGUGUAAGGUGGAGGGGGCGUGGCCGCUCAUCGACAACGACUACCUGUCGGUGCAGGUCACCAACGUUCCCGUGGCAACGGGCUCCAGCGCCACGGCGACCAACAAGAUCACGGUGAUCUUCAAGCCCUACCAGGGCUGCACGGAGCAGAAGGUGUACCAGGCGGUGACGGACGAGCUCCCCGCCGCCUUCAUGGACGGCUCGCUGAGCAGCGGCGAGCCGGGCGCCGCCGCCGCCGACCCCGGCGCCGACCCCGACGCCGCCAAGCUGCGGGCGCUGUGGAUCUCGGAGCGCAGCCCCGGGCGCCACGUGGAGCUGCACGCCGGCUACAUCGGCGUGACGGUCAUCGUGCGCCAGCUGGGCCGCUACCUCACCAUGGCGGUGCGCAUCCCCGAGGAGAUGGCGGCGGCGUACGACGCGUCCCAGGACCUGCAGCUCUGCCUGAACGGCUGCCCCACCGCCGAGCGCAUCGACCGCGGCGGCCACCUGGCCCUGCCCCCCCCCUCGGGCCCCGCCCGGCCCCGCCACCAGACGGCGCGGCGGGGGGGCGGGGCCCGCGCGCUGGACGCCCGCGAGGCCCGGGAGCGCUGUGGCGAGGAGCUGGAGGAGCGGGACAUCUACUACCACUCGUGCGUGUUCGACCUCCUCACCACCGGGGACACCAACUUCACGGCGGCGGCCUUCAGCGCCCAGAAGGACAUGGAGAGCCUGCACCCGCACCGCGACCGCUGGAGGAUCUACCCCCGCGGCCAUGCCCCCCCCGCCGCCCCGCAGCCAAUCGCACGGCUCGCCCUGCUCCUGCUGUGCUGGGCGCUCUGCAGCGUGGCGCUCGUAUAGACGCUGACCC
This is a messenger RNA of Gadus chalcogrammus (walleye pollock), 967 nucleotides long. RefSeq names its product repulsive guidance molecule BMP co-receptor b (gene rgmb). The transcript is spliced from 3 exons. Gene Ontology annotation, biological process: BMP signaling pathway. The record is from RefSeq and is a predicted model, not a curated record. Lineage: Eukaryota; Metazoa; Chordata; Actinopteri; Gadiformes; Gadidae. Gene Ontology annotation, cellular component: plasma membrane. Gene Ontology annotation, molecular function: coreceptor activity. Bases 1 to 957 code for a protein of 318 amino acids.